This is a messenger RNA of Aspergillus steynii IBT 23096, 243 nucleotides long. RefSeq lists its product as uncharacterized. Lineage: Eukaryota; Fungi; Ascomycota; Eurotiomycetes; Eurotiales; Aspergillaceae. Bases 1 to 243 code for a protein of 80 amino acids. The record is from RefSeq and is a predicted model, not a curated record. The transcript is spliced from 2 exons.
AUGGAGUACUAUAACCCUUCCAAAUCCUACAUAUUAUCCAGUUCAACCUCCGAGAGCCAAGAUACAGCACUCAUCGACCUCACUACGGGAAGAGGUGUCCGCCGAACAAGAGCAGCCCUUCCGAUGAGAAUGAACAACGUUCUGAACAUCAAGAGGAUCAUAUGCUUUCGAGUAUUUGUGUAUACACUACAUGCUCUGCCUCAGUUUCAACUGUCCAUAUUUCCAGGAAGCUACCGUCAUUAG